This is a messenger RNA of Eptesicus fuscus (big brown bat), 2416 nucleotides long. RefSeq names its product sideroflexin 3 (gene SFXN3). Lineage: Eukaryota; Metazoa; Chordata; Mammalia; Chiroptera; Vespertilionidae. The transcript is spliced from 11 exons. Gene Ontology annotation, cellular component: mitochondrial inner membrane. Gene Ontology annotation, biological process: serine import into mitochondrion; monoatomic ion transport. Bases 74 to 1102 code for a protein of 342 amino acids. The record is from RefSeq and is a predicted model, not a curated record. Gene Ontology annotation, molecular function: monoatomic ion transmembrane transporter activity.
CACGCAGGGCGGACGCGCCGGGGGUAGCCCCCGCCCCUCCUGAUGGUUAGCGUCACGCGUGACGUUACACGUGAUGGGUGGGAAGGCGGGGGUGAAGCGCGGAGAGCUGCAGAGGCCAGGAGCCCAGGAAAAUAAAAUGGGUGAGUUGCCUCUAGAUAUCAACAUCCAGGAACCUCGCUGGGAUCAAAGCACUUUCCUGGGCAGAGCCCGGCACUUCUUCACUGUUACUGACCCCCGAAAUCUGCUGCUGUCUGGGGCACAGCUGGAAGCUUCCCGGAACAUCGUGCAGAACUACAGGGCUGGCGUGGUGAUUCCAGGGCUCACCGAAGACCAGCUGUGGAGGGCCAAGUAUGUGUACGACUCUGCCUUCCAUCCCGACACGGGGGAGAAGGUGGUCCUGAUUGGCCGCAUGUCAGCCCAGGUGCCCAUGAACAUGACCAUCACCGGCUGCAUGCUCACCUUCUAUAGGAAGACCCCAACUGUGGUGUUCUGGCAGUGGGUGAACCAGUCCUUCAAUGCCAUCGUUAACUACUCCAACCGCAGUGGCGAUGCUCCCAUCACGGUGGGGCAGCUGGGAACAGCUUACGUGAGCGCCACCACCGGGGCUGUGGCCACGGCCCUGGGACUCAAAUCCCUCACCAAGCACCUGCCCCCCCUGAUUGGCAGAUUUGUGCCCUUUGCAGCUGUGGCAGCUGCAAAUUGCAUCAACAUCCCUCUGAUGAGGCAGAGGGAGCUGCAGGUGGGCAUCCCCGUGACUGAUGAGGCGGGCCAGAAGCUUGGCCAGUCAGUGACUGCGGCCAAACAGGGAAUAUUCCAGGUGGUGAUAUCGAGAAUCGGCAUGGCGAUUCCUGCCAUGGCCAUUCCCCCUGUGAUCAUGAACACUUUGGAGAAGAAAGACUUCCUGAAGCGCCGCCCCUGGCUGGGGGCGCCCCUGCAGGUGGGACUGGUGGGCUUCUGCCUGGUAUUUGCCACCCCCCUGUGUUGUGCCCUGUUCCCCCAGAGAAGCUCCAUACACGUGAGCAGGCUGGAGCCAGAGCUGAGAGCACAGAUCCGUCAGCAAAACCCCAGCAUCGAAGUGGUCUACUACAACAAGGGGCUCUGAAGGAGAGUCAGCCCUGGCCCUCCCUCAUCUCCUUGGGCUGCUGCAUUUCUGGAGCCUUGCCAUCCUGCCACUUUCUCUUCUGCCUGAUAUUAAGCAAGGGGCUUGGUGGGGAGCAGCCAUUGAGACCAGCAAUCCACUAGGCUGGGAAAGGUACCUAAUAAGUCUUUUUCUCUCCUCUCUGAUUCCAAAGAGCAGGUUCACAUAACCCCUUUCUGCUGCACUAGUGUGUCUUCGUAUAUGCACAUGUGAUAUGUGUGUACACGCUGUCCUGGAAGCUAGGAGCAGACAUGCUGUCCUGGGAUGUCCUGGUCUGGCUUCUCCUCUUGGCCUCCUGCCACCAGCCAGCCAGCCAGGCUAUGGGACUUAGACAGUUCCACUGGCCAAGUCAUUUCUCACAGCACCUCACUCCUUCUGGACAUAGGAGAAGCCCCAGGAUCUCAGGACAGACUGAGGGACAUUAGCAAACCAAACUAACUGGGUUGAAUCCUCCAGGUUUCUGCUUCCUGGCUCCCAAAGCUGACUCGGGAACUGGGCUGGCAGAGGAAGACCUGCCAGGCUCAGGGAGGCAGGGGGCUUAUACUAUCCCCACAUCCUGGAAUAGAUCACUUCCUCUCUGCUGCUCUACCAGAACAAAGGAAUGCCAGCAUCCUGUACUGUUCUUGCCAGCUUCCCUUCCCCCCUCCGCUGCAGUGUGGCCAUCUUCGGGCAUAAUGCUGGGAGUUCUUGGUCCCCUCUACAUUAUAACCUCAAAUCUAAACCUACAACCCCAACCCUCUCCCAAACCCUCAACCAAAAAGUCACCAAGGCAGAGAAGCAUUCCAGAGCUCCCAUCGCACCUUCUUACAGAGGGACACGGCUGUGGGAAGUGCUUAAACUCCACAGGUAUCUGAAUGGGUGUAACUAGUACACUCUCAAGGGCAACUAAGGCCACAAGCGUACGAUCUUAAGACAGGGAAUUUUGUGUUCCUUUGACCCUUGUUAGACAUUCAGUAGGACCCCCCCACCUUAGCUCCUUUUCUUUCUGAAGGCUUGGCCCUGCUCCCACCCAUAAUUCCCAAGAGGAGGAGGGGCCCAAGCAUCAAUGGCUAGUCCAAGGGUGAAGUGGGCUUGGGGGUGGGGUAUGUGCUAGGUGCUAGUGAACUAAGAGUACAGAGUUGGAUCUUGACUCCCACUCCCAUGACCUCUGGUGAAGUGGUAGGGUGAAGGCCCCAGCAGGAUCCUCUAAGAGCAUUUUCCUGCUCCCCCAACCAGCUGCCACCAAUAACAAAAGCUAUGAUGCUGUUGUUACUCAAUAAACUGAAAACUUGUAUACUU